This is a messenger RNA of Cyprinus carpio (common carp), 1695 nucleotides long. RefSeq names its product angiomotin-like protein 1 (gene amotl1). The record is from RefSeq and is a predicted model, not a curated record. NCBI's taxonomy places the organism in Eukaryota, Metazoa, Chordata, Actinopteri, Cypriniformes, Cyprinidae. The transcript has 5 exons. The coding region runs from base 290 to 1180 and encodes 296 amino acids. Gene Ontology annotation, biological process: establishment of cell polarity involved in ameboidal cell migration; hippo signaling; regulation of cell migration. Gene Ontology annotation, cellular component: plasma membrane; bicellular tight junction; cytoplasmic vesicle.
AAUUACUUAAAAAGUAGAAGUACACACAAAAAAAGCUACUUAAUUUUAUUAACGCGAGUAAAUGUAAUUUGUUACUUUCCAUCUCUGUUGCCACGAAAGGGUGUUUUCAGCAACAACGGACCUAAAUGUUAGGAGCAAUUUCCAGCCCAAUAUAUUCAUAACCACUGUUUCUCUCUGUGUGUAGCGUGCUUGUGUAGGUGUUCCUCUUAGUGUGUGGGAGUCCAGUGCUCCUGCACUACUGGAUCUUCUAAAGGAGAGAGAGGAAAGGAUUCUGGGUUUGGAGGCUGAUAUGACACGCUGGGAACAGAAGUAUUUAGAAGAGAGUGCAAUGAGACAGUUCGCCAUGGAGGCCGCAGCUACAGCCGCAGCACAGAGAGAUACAACUAUAAUCCAGCAUUCUCGCAGUGGCAGUUACAGCGACAGCUCACUGUGGCUGCAUGAGGAUGAGAACAGAAUCCAGAGCAGUCGUCAUUGUCAGGAAAUGGAACAAAGGAUGAAGGACUUGCAUGGUAAGUUGAUGGAGAAAGAUGCCAUGAUUAAAGUCCUACAGCAGCGUUCCCGCCGAGAUCCCACUCCUCUACGUCCUGCCAGCUCUGUGCCCUCCAUUCCCAUAGCAACUGGACUACACACACGUCACUCAUCACAGACCGAUCACAGAUACCAGCACAGCUGGAAAGAUGUUCUCCUGGGAAAACACCAAGUAGAGCACAUCCUUCCCUCUCAGCCCUCUCUUUUGGUCUCUGUCUCUUCAUCUCUCCCUGCCUCCUCUCCUUCCUCUCUUCCUCCAUCAUUCUCCUCCUCUCUACCUUCCUCUUUUCUUCCCUUCUUGGCCCCCACACGUUCAAACACAUCAUUAAUAACCUCAUCGUCCAGUGUUCCCCAUUCCAGCACUUCCUCUCUCCCUCCCUCUUUUUCUUCCACAUUACCCUCGCCCUCAUCUGGCUCUCUUCAGCCUCCUUUAUCAUUCCCUCUCCCCUCCACUCCUCUCUUGUCUCUUCAUUCUAAAUCUGCCAGCAGAGACAGCAGCAGUCAAACAGGACUUAGUCCAAAGACAUUUAGUGCUGCAUCCUCCAAAAUACAAGAAAAUACAGAAUCUCCAUCCAGCCAGGCUAAAGGCCAAGAAGUUCGAGGACAGAAGAUGCCCCUACCUGACCUAGAUCUGGUGGAGAUCCUUAUCUGAAAGAACAAUCCUGGAAGUAGCAUUCUUACAGAUAGAACAGUGCUUAAGAAAGAGUGAGGGAGUGAAAAACAAAAUAUGAGUAAUGGAUCACAUACAACAGACAGACAGAAAGGAGAGAUUACAGAAAGGAACGAAGGAAUGCAGUGCAAAGUAAAAGCUAGAAUUCAGUAUUGUGCCUCCAAAAUACUGAAUUGGAUAAUUGAUUCUAAUUUUAUUUCUGUCCAUUUUGGACCCUGAAACAAACAAUGACUAUGAUAUUUGACCUGGCCUAUGCAUGUAUAAUGUCUUAAAUUGCAUUAUGUCAGAUUAUCAGCUGCCUCAUAAGUGCGUUCCACAAAGCUGUAUACAAAUUAGUUAAUAUUUGUGUGAAUCUACAAGAAAAAAAGAAAAAAAAAAGAAAAAAAAAUGUUGUUCUGAAUUGUUAUAUGUAGACCUAAAUUAUUGAAUGCUGUUUAACUUUGUUGGUCUUAUGGCAAACUUGCUGUAAAUAAACUUGUUAAUUAAUUUUACAGCAA